Messenger RNA from Heterobasidion irregulare TC 32-1, 1639 nucleotides. RefSeq lists its product as uncharacterized. The record is from RefSeq and is a predicted model, not a curated record. The transcript is spliced from 14 exons. Lineage: Eukaryota; Fungi; Basidiomycota; Agaricomycetes; Russulales; Bondarzewiaceae. Gene Ontology annotation, molecular function: succinate-semialdehyde dehydrogenase (NAD+) activity. Bases 84 to 1562 code for a protein of 492 amino acids. Gene Ontology annotation, biological process: GABA catabolic process.
UCUCUGCUCCUCGACUUUUCACCGUAUCUUUAAGAAUACACAGGGGCUCGUCUGUCCUCAAACCAACACCUUCACAUCUCAGAAUGGCGAGCACCUCUGCGUUUGGGUUGAAAGACUCGUCUCUGGUCAAGACCCAGGGAUUUAUCAACGGUCAGUGGAUUGACGCUAAGAGCGGGGAGAAAAUAACGGUCACGAAUCCUGCCACGGAGGAGAAGCUAGGGACCAUUCCGGAGAUGGGUGUUGAAGAAACAAAGGAGGCAAUCAAUGCUGCAGCUGAAGCAUUCAAGACUUGGUCAAAAACAACUGCUAAGCAUCGACACGAUAUCCUCGUCAAGUACUUCAAUCUUAUGCAAGAGCAUGCAGAAGACCUAUCAAGGAUCAUCACACUCGAAAAUGGGAAAACCCUCACUGAGGCGAAGGGGGAAAACACAUAUAGUUCCUCAUUCAUUGAGUGGUUUGCUGAGGAGGCUGUUCGGACAUACGGAGAACAAAUCCCAUCGGCCUUCCCCGGUGUCCGUAAUGUCGUCAUCAAGCAGCCAAUAGGUGUGUCAUUCGGAUCGAUUCUCACCCCUUGGAACUUCCCUUCCGCCAUGAUUACCCGCAAGCUGGGGGCUGCUUUGGCUGCCGGAUGCACGGCUGUGAUCAAACCCCCUCCAGAGACACCCUUCUCCGCUCUUGCACUCAUUGAGCUUGCUAAACGCGCAGGUGUACCUGACGGCGUCGUCAAUGUUGUCACAACGCAGAAGAACGUCAGCGAAGUUGCCAGAGAAAUGUGUGAGAACAAGAUCGUCAAAAAGGUUUCGUUCACAGGGUCGACCGCUGUUGCAAAGCUCCUAUAUGGAAUGGCCUCGUCCACGCUUAAAAAGGUAUCCCUCGAAGCUGGUGGCAAUGCGCCGUUUAUUGUUUUCAAUGACGCCGACAUUGACCAAGCGGUUGAAGGGGCUAUCCUCUGCAAAUUCCGUGGCAGUGGCCAGACUUGUGUUUGCGCGAACCGUAUCUAUGUCCAAUCAUCAGUCUAUCCUGAAUUUGCAUCUCGCCUUGCUCAACGGGUUGCCGCGUUCAAGGUCGGUAACGGCCUUCAUGAGAAAACCACACAUGGUCCUUUGAUCCACAAACGCGCAGUGGAAAAGGUGAAGAGCCAUAUUGACGACGCAGUGUCAAAGGGUGCACAAGUUUUGAUUGGCGGCAGCCGCCUAGAGGGAGUUGGCUCAUUCUUUGCUCCAACCGUCCUGUCCGACGUACCCGCGGAUGCAUUGAUCAACCAGGAGGAAACCUUCGGUCCUGUGGCUGCCCUCACCAAGUUUGAAACCGAAGAAGAGGUCGUCAAGCUUGCCAACGAUACUGAUGUGGGUUUGGCGGGGUACUUUUACUCCAGAGACGUUGGGAGAGUAUGGAGGGUCGCUGAAGCCCUUGAAGUCGGUAUGGUUGGCACAAACACUGGGUUCAUCUCGCAAGCCGUUAUUCCUUUUGGGGGUGUCAAGGAGAGUGGGCUUGGACGUGAGGGGAGCCACGGUAUCGAAGAGUAUAUGAACACCAAACUCAUCGCAUUUGGAGGCUUAUGAGAUGAAGUCUUGCGAAAGAAUGUACGCCAUACAUCUGUAUCCAUAGUCUUGCUUCCAAACAAAAUACGCAUUCUUUG